Molecule: messenger RNA, 1216 nt
Organism: Cicer arietinum (chickpea)
Lineage: Eukaryota; Viridiplantae; Streptophyta; Magnoliopsida; Fabales; Fabaceae
Source: RefSeq, a predicted model, not a curated record
UCACAAAGAUCUUAUUUUUUCUUCCAUCAUUUACAAAACAGACCACAGAUUCCCGUGACACUUUAAUCUCUCCACAUAAAAUAAAAUAAAAACAUCUCAACUUUGCAAUUUGCAAUCUCUCUCUCUCUUUCUCUCUCUCUCUCUCUGUAGCAGGUUUCUGUUUUCCUUUCCCAGCUAUAGAAGUAAGUAAUAAUCUGCCAAACAAAACCUCUGCUACACUCUAGCACCCUACCCUCUCAUUUUCAGCUACUAAAUACUAAUAAUAGUGCUACUCUACUACUACAUUUGUUGUUGGAUAAAUAAGCCAUAACACAAAGUGUGUUCAAAAUGCCAACUUCAUCUUCAUUUUUCAGACAGUUAAGUUCAAAGGAAGCUUGGAAAUCAACUUCAAACAGAUACAACAACAAUAGUUUUGCUGUUUCCCGUGACUCAAAUCUGAAUCAAAUGGAAGGUUUUAACAUAAACAUGUAUGGUAAUGAAGAGAGUUGUGGAAUGAUGGUUAGGAAAAGAGUGAUGGUUGUUGUUGAUGAAACUUCACAUUCUAAGCAUGCUAUGUUGUGGGCACUUACACAUGUUGUUAAUAAGGGUGAUUUGUUUACUUUGCUUCACAUUGUUUCCCAACAACAGGGUUCUGAAUCUUCUUCUUCCUCUUAUCUUGUUAACUAUCUUGGCUCCCUUUGCAAAGAUUGCAAACCAGAGGUGGAAGUGGAAGCACUUGUGAUUCAAGGACCAAAACUGGUCACAGUGAUGAGUCAGGUAAAGAAGUUGGAGGUCUCUGUCUUGGUACUUGGCCAAAAGAAGCCAUCUUCUCUCUUAAGCUUUUUCUGUGGAAGCAGCAGUAGCUGCAGCAGCACAGAAGAGUUUGUGCAGUAUUGUAUCAAUAAUGUAGAAUGCUUGACAAUUGGAGUAAGGAAGAGAAGCCAAGGAAAUAAUGGCUACCUUAUCAGCACCAGGUGGCAGAAGAACUUCUGGCUUUUGGCUUAGAUUGUAGUUUAGUUCCUGCUAGUUUAAUUAGAUCUCAUAAGGGGGGUAAUUGGGGAAAUAAAUUAACCUUAAUAUUUGUAUUGUCAUCUAUAAUCUAUCACCAUGUAACUAGUUCUAACUAUAUAUCGUACUUUUACUAAUGUAAUAAGUCUUGUCAUUUUAAGGCACCAUGGUAAUUGGUACCUAACUACAUGUUUGAGAAUCACCUACUUGCAGGACUUAUUUUCAUUCA